Molecule: messenger RNA, 1828 nt
Organism: Parus major (Great Tit)
Lineage: Eukaryota; Metazoa; Chordata; Aves; Passeriformes; Paridae
Gene: DNAJC5B
Product: DnaJ heat shock protein family (Hsp40) member C5 beta
Exons: 5
Coding region: 356-946 (196 amino acids)
Source: RefSeq, a predicted model, not a curated record
ACUAAAUACACAGUUGUCCCAAAUUUUUUGGUGUCACUAACUCUUGGAUAUAUCAGCUUUUAAACUCAUGAAUGUUUUAUUUGCUCUUUCAUAGAUCUUCCUGAGAGAUAAACAAUUGGAUACUGGACAACAAAAGAAGUAAUCAGACUCCACUGACCUGUUUAACCCUGAUUGUGAAGGAUGAAAAGCAGCAGCUGCUUUCUGUGGAACAGGGCUUCUGGUGGCACUUGCCUCUUUCCUUUGGGAUGAUAUUGGCAUAAAGACAUCAAGGUGUUGAACUCAUAAUGCUGUGAGUUAUACCUGCCAGACUGUGUUCCAUCACUUUUUGAAGCAGCUUUGGUAAUGCACUGCUAUCAUGGCUGAACAAAGGCAACGAGCUUUGUCAACAUCAGGUGAAGCGCUAUAUGGCAUCCUGGCACUAGAGAAGGGAGCAACACAUGAUGAGAUUAAAAAGUCCUACAGAAAACUGGCUCUGAAAUAUCAUCCUGACAAAAAUCCAGACAAUCCAGAGGCUGCAGAAAAAUUUAAAGAGAUCAACAAUGCUCAUGCAACCCUGACUGAUCUGUCCAAGCGAAACAUAUAUGACAAGUAUGGAUCAUUAGGGCUCUAUGUGGCGGAACAGUUUGGUGAGGAAAAUGUUAACACCUACUUCAUGCUCUCAAGCUGGUGGGCAAAGGGCCUGUUUGCAGUCUGUGGUUUGCUGACGGGCUGCUACCUCUGCUGCUGCCUCUGCUGCUGCUUCAACUGCUGCUGUGGAAAGUGUAAACCGAAGGCACCUGACGGGGAGCAGCAGGAGUUUUGUGUGUCUCCAGAAGAUUUGGAAGAGCAAAUUAAGAAUGACAUGGAAAGAGAUGGAGAAACUCCUAUUACGCUUCAGCCGACUAACGUAACUGAGAAGACACAACUGAUUGGGGACAGCCAUCGGAGCUAUCGCACAGAGUCCUAGAGCAGGCGAGUGACCUGUUGGUGCUUCUCACUGUGUCUCACAGUGAGAAAAACAUGUGAUAAGUUCUGCAGCCUGUAUUCAUAGCUUUCUUUAAGCUAAUCAAGAGUAACCUGAGAGCAACUUCCUACCAAGGCAGAAUCUCCCUCUAUGCUACUUCCAAUACCUGCACUGUGUAUGGAGAUACAUAUGGCUUGUACGGAGCAUGCUGGUCUCUCACAGCUUCAUAUUAUCUUUCUCUCCAAUAAUAUUCCCUUUGGUAUAACUGGUCUCCUCCCUGCUCUCAUCUGUAGUUUCACCUCCCAGACACAGUCUUGAGUCCCUUUAUGGGCACACUGGCUGUCUCUCCCUGCUCCAGGAACUUGCAUGCAGCAGUUUUGCUGGAUGUGAAACAUUCCUGUGAGGGAGCCCCAGAAGUGCUCUUAAGCAGGCCCCAGGGAGAAAGCUGGUGGCAAGACAGAUGGGGCUCUCCUAGCCAGAGAAGUGCUCUUCGGAGGGCAGCUAGUGGCUUGCUGGGACCCAGCUCAGGCAAUUAUAAAUUACAAAUCCUGAGCCAAGACAAAGUGCUAGGAGAUUUUUCUGAUGGUUGUUAUACUGCAGGUCACUCCAAAUCCAGGAGCCUCAUCCAUAAAUAAUCUGCAAACCCAUGAGACAGUGGGCAAAGACCAGGGGAGAUGGAAGGCUGGUCCUGGGCUGUCCCAGGGCCUCUCUCCUCCUCCCACAGCUCCUCCUUUUGGUUCCCAGCCAACAGCUUUCUGCCAGCUGGCUUAUUCCACCAUGCCCUCAGUGUGUGGCGGUACUGCCCUGCUGGCACUGGGCUGGGAGCCAUCACAGCAGCACAGGCACUGGGGCUGUGGGAGCAGCAAGGACUUGGCAGGGAAAGCA